Thlaspi arvense is the source of this 1491-nucleotide messenger RNA. The record is from the annotation of a GenBank genome assembly. NCBI's taxonomy places the organism in Eukaryota, Viridiplantae, Streptophyta, Magnoliopsida, Brassicales, Brassicaceae.
AUGGUUGAGAGAUCAAGCUCACGGUAUCUGGGAAUAAUCAUCACCAGAAAAUCGAUAAUUUUCUUGCUAAUAUCAAUCCUCUCCGUCCUCUCUUGGUUCUUAAUCAUUUCUUCCACAAACCCUAACCGAGUUCUUGAUUACAUCUCAGUCGCUGAACCCACAGAUGCGCCUCUCAACAUCAUCAAGAACUCAGACAACCCUUCCAGAGAAAACGACGAAUCGCCAAAUUCAGAAAACAGAGAAGAUGAAAACAGAGGAGGAGCAAAUACAGAGGAGCCCGUUGAUGAGAACAGAGCAGAAACCCUGCGGUGCACCCAGAUGUCCUCUCCUUCUCCAACACCAUUGAAGGUCUACAUGUAUGAUAUGAGUCCAGAGUUUCACUUUGGGCUAUUGGGCUGGAAACCUGAGGGAAACGGCGUCGUUUGGCCUGACAUCAGAAUCAAUGUUCCUUACCAUCCAGGUGGGCUUAACUUGCAGCACAGUGUUGAGUAUUGGCUAACACUGGAUCUUUUGUACUCUGAGCUUCCAGAAGAUUCUAGAACCUCACGCGCUGCGAUACGUGUGAAGAAUUCCAGCGAAGCUGAUGUUGUGUUCGUGCCAGUCUUCUCUUCGUUGAGCUAUAACCGAUUCUCUAAGGUUACGCAAAAGCAGAAGAAGAGCCAAGACAGAGAGUUACAGGAAAAUGUGGUGAAAUUUGUGACGGCACAAAAGGAGUGGAAGGUCUCAGGAGGGAAGGAUCAUGUGAUAAUGGCGCACCAUCCUAACAGUAUGUCGACGGCACGGCAUAAGCUAUAUCCGGCGAUGUUUGUGGUCGCUGACUUCGGUAGAUACUCGCCACGUGUCGCCAAUGUUGAAAAAGACAUCGUAGCUCCAUACAAACACCUUGUUCCAUCGUACGCCAAUGACACAUCGGGCUUUGAUGGCCGUCCGAUCUUGCUCUACUUCCAAGGAGCCAUCUACCGUAAAGCUGGUGGAUUCGUGAGACAAGAACUAUAUUACCUUCUGAAAGAAGAAAAAGACGUCCACUUCUCCUUCGGCAGCGUACGAAAUCACGGCAUUGCCAAAGCCGGAGAAGGAAUGCGAUCAUCGAAGUUUUGCCUCAACAUCGCCGGCGAUACUCCGUCGUCAAACCGUCUCUUCGACGCCAUAGCUAGUCACUGUAUUCCCGUGAUCAUCAGCGAUGACAUCGAGUUACCUUACGAGGAUGUUCUCAAUUACAGCGAGUUCUGUCUCUUUGUCCGAUCAUCAGACGCAUUAAAGAAAGGAUUUCUGAUGGGUCUUGUGAGGAGCAUUGGGAGAGAAGAGUGGGAUAAAAUGUGGCGGCGAUUAAAGGAGGUUGAGAGGUAUUUUGAUUUGCGUUUUCCGGCCAAAGAUGACGACGGAGAUUAUGGGGUUCAGAUGAUUUGGAAAGCUGUUGCAAGGAAAGCUCCUUUGGUGAAAAUGAAGGUUCAUAGGUUUCAGAGAUUUGCAAGGCCUUUUCUCAUGGUUUAA